Molecule: messenger RNA, 1334 nt
Organism: Paramacrobiotus metropolitanus
Lineage: Eukaryota; Metazoa; Tardigrada; Eutardigrada; Parachela; Macrobiotidae
Product: elongator complex protein 5-like
Exons: 7
Coding region: 304-1203 (299 amino acids)
Biological process (GO): tRNA wobble uridine modification
Cellular component (GO): nucleus; cytosol; elongator holoenzyme complex
Molecular function (GO): tRNA binding
Source: RefSeq, a predicted model, not a curated record
CGAAAACGUUUGCUUCAGCUUGUGUCGCUGUUUUAUCAUUUUAUGAGUAUUACACUUUUACAGUUUACUGUUUAACAAUUUUAUUUUUAUCCCUAACUGUAAGGAUUGUGGUCACUAUCUUCAGGGUUUGCAUUGGUUUUACGUUCAUUCCACAGAUGGUUGGUUCGGAUUGGGAGUUUACAUCCCUGCAAAUUGAAAUCGUUGAUGUGCGUCGCUGAUAGUAGAAGUCUUGAACUUUGAGUCUCUGGAGUCUUGAGUCUCUUGACGACCCAACUCUCCGGUGCUUUUUUAUCCGCGAUAAAAAUGGAACUGCUCUUGGCGAAGGAGGCAUUCGAGUCGUCCAAAUCAUCUGCUAUCAUAACUUUCUUCGAUAGCAAGCAGCAGACUGCGGUGGAUCUCCUGACGGCAUUCGUGGUGCAUCGCGCCGCUGUUUCUCCACGCGCGUUUGUCCAUUUUCUCUGCUUUGAGCGCAAACCACGCUUCUGGAAGACACGAUUAGAAGACAAGCUGGCAAAUCGUAUUCAUUUCUACGACUUCUGGUAUGAUGCAUUCGGAUGGAAUGAUCCCAGCCGACUGCUGGAAGCGCAGACCGUCAUCAACGCCGUGCAGACCACAUUAAAAAACCCCGCAUGCUCCGCAUCCUCGUGCAAUGAGCACGUGCUGGUUUUCGAUGCAUCCACACUGCUGCUGCUGACGAUUCCCGCCAACGAGCUGUGCUUGUUGUUGGUGGGCAUUUCCGACAAACUCAGCGAAGAACUUGGACGCCCCGUGACCAGUAGUGUGGCUGUUCUCCAUCAUUCAGAUAUUUUUGAUGAGUACUCGGAAAAAGCUCUCAAAGUGAUCUCUACAUCCAGUAUUUCCGUUGCAUCCGCGACACAGACGCCCCGUCAUGAAAAGGAAUUUCUCUGCACCAUCACGUCCAAGUCGCAGCAGGCCUCCGUUCUUAGAAAGGCUGAAAAGAUUAUUGUCAAUUCUGAAUGGAUUCCUCGGUUUGAGAAAGCGGAUCUUUCCCGACCGGUCGUGGCAGAAGCGCCGCGUGUUGAGCCGGAUCCUACGGCCAACAUUCCCUUCAAUCUCCGCCUGACCGAGGAACAACGGGCAGCACGCAGUGCCGUACCUCUUCCACACACCAAAGGCGCCGGCGUUAUUUAUUACGAACCGGAUGAGGCGGACGAUAUUGAUUACGAGGAUCCAGAUGAGUGAUUACCUGCUUCAGAAUUGCUUGUAGUCUGUUUUUAUGCUUUUAUCGACUUUGUAGACUUCACGAAUCUUUAUUUUUAUUAUUCUCCCGCUGUAAUCGAGACAUCGUGAUCACAAAUAAAAAUUUAUCUGAA